UCGGCCAUAAGAGGAGACAACUGGGUCAAUCUGAUCACUGGCUUCAUAACAAUGGCAAUGUUGAAAGCUGUGAUUCCAGUAGCAAUCCUCUAUGCUCUGAUAAUGUACAUGGCAGCACCUGAAACCAACAUGCAGUACUACGACGUUAUCUGGCUGUGUGUGGUGUUAAGUCCUAUAUUAAUCUGCGCGAUAAGAAAGGUUGCCUACUUUUAUCGACACAAGAUGAGCUACUGGCGGUUAUUUAUGCCAGACACGGAACUUUGGGGUCCAAAAGCAACAGCGAACCGUCUCUUGGCCGAGAAAAACGAGAAGCUUGUUCGAUACUAG
Cylicostephanus goldi is the source of this 327-nucleotide messenger RNA. The record is from the annotation of a GenBank genome assembly. NCBI's taxonomy places the organism in Eukaryota, Metazoa, Nematoda, Chromadorea, Rhabditida, Strongylidae.